AAAGCAGAAAUUAUUCUCUGUCAUCAGCCCAAUUAUUAUUAUUCCCAUCAACAUUACACUACCCACUUCAUCUAAUUCACAACCAAACAUCAUCAAAGAAAGAGAAAAGAGAACUAUGAAGAGAAUUCCUCGCAUCAAAUUUCCUGAAAGACACCCAAAAUCCUCAACUUCAACUUCUGGCACCGAGACCCGAACAAAACCAUCAACGGGAAAUACAAACACUCGAAAGGUUUCAACAACAUCAAAGUCUGAUGUACCUGCACCACCCAGCUCCUUAGGAGUUGGAGGUAAAGCUUCACUUCAGCCUAAACGUGCACCAGUCACAAAGGAGGAGAUGGAAGCUAUCUUGUUGGGUGGCUGUGUCUAGAUUCGGUUUGGGAAGUUCUCAAAAGAAAGAUGCUGCUUUCUAAAACCUUCUGAGGCUGUUUGCUGUCUACAACCAUGAACAUAAGAAGACUUGAACUUUGCUGGAGCAUAUGGGAAGAAAGCCAACCAUCUGAAGAAUUAUAUUAUGAUGUGCUGAACUAUUAUAAUUACUGUCAAUUUAAUUAAAAGCUGUGACUUUUGUCUUAUUGAAGUGUUAGCGAUGUUCUUAAUUGCAGUGCAUGUAACAUAAAUUGAAAAUCAUUACUGAACUCACAUGCUAAUUCAA
Molecule: messenger RNA, 652 nt
Organism: Beta vulgaris subsp. vulgaris (sugar beet)
Lineage: Eukaryota; Viridiplantae; Streptophyta; Magnoliopsida; Caryophyllales; Amaranthaceae
Exons: 3
Coding region: 116-367 (83 amino acids)
Source: RefSeq, a predicted model, not a curated record